AUGCAACUCAACGACGCUGAGCUGAAACUCGGUCGCCUCAUCUGGCCCUUUGUCUUGGCUACCGGCGAGAUCAAUGUUGGUCCUGGUGGUGAAUGGAACCAUCUCACCUUUGACGAGUUGAUGUCCAUCCCCGAAGAACAAGCUCCUGCCGAUGAGACCGCGGUCGCUGCGAACAACAGCAUCGAGAAGCAGAAAAAGAAGUCGGACCCCCCCAGCGGCGGUGUCGAUGCGGCUAGGCCAAAGAACAGAUUACCCAAGCUGCGUCCAUGCCUCCAUGUCGGAGAGGACAUAGUGUGGAAGACUCUCACCGGUCAUGGCGUCGACUUCAAGCGUGUGCCACUCCUCGAGUGGAAGCUCCUCAUUGUCAUCGGGUCGACCAGGGAGGAUGGAAUCCUGCAGGGCGAUUUGGUCCGGGCGACUGGGCAGGACAAGCGCUCUGUGCCCCGCCGCACGGAUUUCCUUUCUGCAAAAGGCUACAUCGCGAAGCGCACCCACAUGGUUCGGGGCUCCAAGACCAGCAAGCUCUGGCUGGCCAGGUUUGCUCCUGAGCUGCCAGCCCCUUCGAAUCCCCUACACGGCUUGGACAUGUCUCCGGAGGCGCUGACAAAGGACAUGGACCCUGUUCCCUGGGUACAUCAAUGGGUCGGUAACAAAAACAAACAAGGCCAAGAGGAGAUCGGAUACAUGUCCCUUGGCUCGACCAUGAUGGCCAUCAUCAAGGCCUGGGGCACCUUGCGGGUUGCAGACCUGAAGAAGAAGCUUGGUAUUCUCGGGCUCAGGUGGCAGAUGAAGGUCAUGUCCAGAAUGCUGCGCAGAUUCGAUGUCCAGGGUAACAUCAACUACGUUGCUGCCACAUUCGUCGGCGACAGUUUUGUCUUCAAGGACUGUGUCAAAUUCAUGCGAGACCCAACGGACGAGGAUUGGCGGAUGCUGUUGGCAACUAAGAAGAAGUCAGCGUACUCUGACGACGGAAGAGGCCGGAGGCUCCUACUGCUCAACAAAAGGAAGAAGAAAAAAGCCAAGGGUAAUAAAGGACGCAAACCAGGCAAAGUCGUGAAGCCCAAGCUUCGGGUCCUCAAGAAGAGGACGAGAAACCCGCCGAAACCCAUCAUGUCACUGUGGUGUCCCGAGAAGCCUCUGGCCAACACGAUCGCCGAAUUCGUCCUUACUGGGGGCGCCGAGGGAUACACGUCACCAGAGCUCUCCAAGGCAAUUACUGGUCACGACUUCUGCCGCUACUUCCUCAGACACCUGCAGAACAGCUGUGCACCAGGCGUCCAGCCUGCUACCCUCUCCGAGUACCAGAUGAGCAGUGAGCUGAUCCGCACGGGUAAGAUCAAGGCGUACACAUUUACUUGCGCUGGUGCGCGCAAAUCGGCACCAGCUGCAGCCCCUCAAGAAGAGUCUGUCAUCGACCCAGCACUGGCCAGCAGCAGUCGGCAUGCAGCCCAACUGGGUCUGGAUGCCGACAUCGAUGCCUUUGGAUUCGCACCAGUCAAUGCUGCCGCGUUCCAAGAGGGAAUAUCAGAUCUGGACGGCUUGGUCCGGAUAAUACCCGACAGGCCAGGUCGACAAAAGAGGCCCUACAACAGGCGACAGCAGGGCGCAGUUGCCACGGCGCAGGAAGGAGAGAUAAUAGAACCGACUGUCAAUGACCCGUACGCAGACUUGUCUGCGGAAGCAUCUCCUCCACCAGGGCCCCGUCCAAGAGGCAGACCAAGGAAGCGCAAAGAGCAGCCUGAGAACAACGGCAAAGCAGAUGUCCCGAGUGCGGCAGAUGCCUCAGGCCCAAGGCCACCGAAGAGGCGCAAGGCUGCAGAACGCGUCUCCUAUUCAGAGCUUGCUGGAGAGGAUGAAGAAGCUGAAGGGUCUGGCCCUACUGUUGCUGCUACUGGAGGAAGGGGACACAAGCGCAGAGCGAUUGAAGCGACUCAGACGACAAAGGACGCUGGAGUUGCCGAAGCAGAGCACCUGUUGAGCGAAGAGAGCGAUCAGGAGCAAGACCGGACGCGGCCUGGAGUGUACUUUGGCAAGCCUGGAUCGCUGAAUCCAGAUCCUCACAAAAAGGGACGACCGAGAAGGUCAAUUGUCUUGAUAUUUCGGUCCGAAAAAUUCAGGGACCCGAAUUUUCUACCUGCCACCGCGGGCACAUCAGCAGCCAACUCUCCAUUCGCGGACAAAUCCAAAGCCGGCGCGAAACGGGGCAAGAAGUCGAAGAAAGUCAAGCUUGACAAGUAUGUCUGCGAGAAGUGCGGCGGCGAGUGGGCAAAUGACAAUGGACUGCAAUAUCAUCUUGAGAAGGGCAGGAACUUGUGCAAUCCUUACUACGCGGAGCAUCCAGAAGAGAUGGAGAGACCAAAGCCGAACCGCGCCGGCCAGGCGUUGCUCGCUGGUCCAGAGCGAGAUCUAGAUACUGAGAGCAGCAGUCAGAGCAGCAGCCGUGGCAGCCUGAACAAACGUGUCGGAGGUCUAGGAGUGGUCCCUCGUGGUGUGCAAGCUUCAGAGGCUGUGGCGAAGGAGACUGCUGCUGCGAAGCCUGCCCACCUUGUGCAGGACGUGAGCAUCGCCGAAAAGGGCUCAGACCCGGCUGCCUCUCACCAGAACGGAGCGACGCUUACGCCAGAGGAAGAAGAAGAUGAGGAUCUGCCUUACCUUAGACAGAUCCAAACAAGGACGCCAAAGCCUUCCAGGACCCUCAAGCCAGAGGUUUUCAAGAAACAGGACAUCUUUAAGGAGAGGGAUGGCCAAGCCGGCCAUGUCGAAGUAGUGCCAGAGACUAUGGACAUAGGCUCGCCUCAGCAUGAACCUUCCCUCCUUCCCAGCGGAACACCCAAUGCCUUGGACCUGUACCCGGCCGACGUAUUGGGCCCAGCCGUGCAGACGGACCACGUCUACGACAUCAUCGAUGGAACUGCGCCAGUGAACGGUGGACCAUCAGUAUCCCCGGCGAUGACCGGGCCGGCGAUUGCCACGGCUAGGCAUUCUUUACCUGCCAGCCGUAAGAAACCUCUAGUCGAGUCUCAGAACACUCCAGCAGCGCAGAUUUUACGACAGGUCGAGGUCGACGCCGACGGUCAGCCUUUGGUUCGUAUGCCUGUGGAAGACUACACUGCUGAGGGCUAUACCGAUUCAAUUGAUAAGGCUCUCCCCCAGCGCUCUACCAGGAUUCAGGAGAUCAUCAAAUAUCUGCUCGACAUCAAUGGGGUGUUCCCGACGGAGAGGCCCUUGUUCUGGGCAGUUCUCAAGGUUUAUAUCGCAACUUUCGAGUGCCCACCUUACCCAUCCCUAUCUGGCUGCACUCGCGCAGUCACCACGCUCGCUGGCAUGGGCGUGAUCAAGCAGGCGACUGUGGCUAUUAGACCCCGUGGGCAGUGGAAGUCUUUGAAUUUUAUCAUGCAGCCUGAGAUAGAUGUUACCCAUGCGUUAUGCGUCGACUUGAAGGAAAGGACCAAGAACGCUGAUCCAGAGAUGUAUAUCCCACCCCCGUUUGACCCUACAGAGGAGGAGAAAGUCCAUUUCCAGGACCUGGAGCGACCUCCAAAACACCGCAACAAGGGCGUGGGUCGGCGAGAUCAUAAACUGGCCGAAGGAAUCGAGCAGCUCACCGCACCAUUCUACGCUGAGAAGGGAAUGGCUGGUGUGCGUCCUGGUCUCCGCGGUCGUGGCCGCAUAGAGUCUGACGAUGAAGAUGAUGAGCGAUCCAACAAGCGACGCAAAACCAGAUCGGUACAAGAUAAUGCCAUCAUUCACCGCCGCAAGCGAAAACACACUGGUACCGAUGAGGGUAUGGACUCUUCACCGGCCAAGAAAGGCAGAAGGGGACGAAAGCCGCGUGGCGACCUCGAAGAUGACUUCAUCGUUGAGCCACACAAGCUCAGCAUCAACGACAGGCAAGAGGAGAAUCCCGGCCUCUCCUCUCUGCCUGCAUCUUUCUUCUCUGGCACAUCCCUCCCCAGUACCAGUGGCUACAUCGCACCGACUGAGAUUCAGUUCCUCGAACCGAACACCCAAUUGGAGGAUGACCACAUUCCAGAGCCGGAAACGGAGGCCAAUGCUCCUUCGCCCUCGAAUGAAUCUACGUUAGAAGAGGAACCGGCUCCGGAGCCGGUAGUGGAGCCAGGAACAUACUCUAGAGCACUUGAGUUGAAAGCUCACAGCAAGGGCGUGUGGCCCUAUAUUCCUCUGGGGUGGUUUGAGAAGAAUGAGGGUAGCUUUGCCAUGAAGGGCUGGCUUCCUGGUCAAAUCGACAUGCUCAUGGAGAACCUGCCCAAGACUAUGGAACAGAUGGCCUUCAAGAUUACAAGCCACUCCAAGACGGAGAACUGGGCCGAUCCACAGUACGGCGUCUUCUGCACGAGUGUGGAUGGCUGCCGGGCGUGGGAGUUGUCUGAGCAGGGCACGCGCCAAAUGUCAGGCUCCAUCGCACCGAACUACCUGUUUAUGAAUUUCUGCUCAACAGAAGACGUGAGCAGCAUGGCGCCCAUCGAUCCACAAUGGCUUGAUGAGAACGAGUGGACGCUCGAGACCAUCCCUUAUGAGAUGCUCGAGGACGAUGACGAGGAGCCCAGCUUGAGGUUUGGUAUCAUUCCAGUGGAGCCUGUCGAGAAGCGGAAACGAGGCAGACCGCGGACCAAGCCAAGGCCACAACCACCGGUUGCACCACCACCGGCGAGAGAUUCGACUCUACGAGAAGUCAAGAUGCAGCGCGAGCUUACGCCCUACCCUCAGACGGCGGGCGAUUAUUUCCGGGUAAAGGGCCAGGAUUGUCUCGGUGUCGACUGGAAGGCCGAAGACACACGCAUUGCAGCAUAUGUCGCCGUGUCUACAUUGACGGGCGGCAUCAACAAGGCCAUGGAUUGGGGCCUCAUGAUGAGAAUCUUUCCAGAGUCCAAGCUGUCCAACCUGCGCAGGUUCUGGUCUAUGAUCAAAAAGGAGCGUGAGGGAUUCAUCCUUACCUUGACCGCGAGAUUCCAGGAAGAGUUUCUCGAGGCCUACGAGAACGGUGACUUGCCUCCCUUCGACUUUGACAACCCUCUAGACUAUGAAUGGCCACGCCUUGUCAAAUGGACCCUCGCAUUAGUGGUCAGAGAGGGCAUCGACCUGCCAGCGGCCCGGGAGCAGUUCGACGAGGAGCUUGACCUGAUCUUUGUGGACAAGGCUGACUUUGACUGGCGCGAGACGUACCAUAAUUGGCAGAGAUCUGUCUUCAACAAGUUCCAGGACAGCACCUCGGAGCCUGCAUCGGCAAGAUUUGAGCCGAAUAGACACAGGAUGGAGGACAACGACGCCAUCAUCGCACGGUCUUGGGUCCGCGCCCUCUGCUGCACCGAUGCGGACCAGUACACACCAUACCAGAUCAGAGACAAAUUCCUUGCCCUCUCUCGCAACGGCCAUCGCAGCGAACAAGAGGUCAGCAACCUCCUCGAGACGACCAUCUUCGACCUCGAACAUCGACGCAUCGCCAUCAAACAGAAAUCCAGCGCGCUUGCCACGGGCCGUCCGUAUAAGCUCAACGAGCACUUCUGCCGCACGCUGGACCGCUACUCGAACGAAGACAAGUUCACGGUGGCGGCCGAGUUCAAGCUCAAGCUGGACAGGGCCUUCCGCAAGGGCGAGCCAGUCGAAAUCCCAUGGCGCACCGAGGACGGCAUGAUCGUUGCAGCUCUCAACAUGCAGGCACACGGGCGCGUGCGCAUCGAACCGGUCCGCAAGCUCGACAUCCCCUUCGGCUUCAGGCCAGGCUUCUACGAGUCCCGUAAAUUUCCCAAGAGCUACUACCGCUUCGAUCUGCAGAUCGUGCCGACGCCGAAUUAUCUGUAUAACGAGGACAUCGGCAUCUUGCCACGUGCUACCAGGCCCGACAACAUCCCCCUCGGGACCGAGGACGGCAAGCUGCCCAUGUGGUGCGACUUCUUCGGCCGGCCCGACCGCAAUCGGUGGUUCAAGAUGCUCGGAAGUGUGCUGUUUGUCCUGGCCACCCGCGGCGCCAUGACAGACGAGUUUGCCGCUUCGGCGCUCAAGCCGUGUCUUGAGGAGUUCGAAGUUGAGACGGUGCGGAAGUGGGGGUUGAAAGAGGGACUGCUGACGGAGAUGACGGUGCCUGGUGGCGCGGUUACCGUGACGGAAUGGUGGUGGCUCGUCCUCGGCGUCCCCAUGCUUGAGAUGAGUACCACCGCUGUGCCAGAGGCGAGUGGGGAUGGUGGUCGUCGCACCAAGGAUCAGUAUGCGGAAUGGGCUUCAGGUCGGUCCAGGCGGCGGGGCAAGUAUCGCGUGAUUCAUUAA
Messenger RNA from Cryphonectria parasitica EP155, 6282 nucleotides. RefSeq lists its product as uncharacterized. Lineage: Eukaryota; Fungi; Ascomycota; Sordariomycetes; Diaporthales; Cryphonectriaceae. The record is from RefSeq and is a predicted model, not a curated record. Gene Ontology annotation, molecular function: DNA binding. Gene Ontology annotation, biological process: transcription initiation at RNA polymerase III promoter; 5S class rRNA transcription by RNA polymerase III. The transcript is spliced from 4 exons. Gene Ontology annotation, cellular component: transcription factor TFIIIC complex. Bases 1 to 6282 code for a protein of 2093 amino acids.